Molecule: messenger RNA, 1528 nt
Organism: Astyanax mexicanus (Mexican tetra)
Lineage: Eukaryota; Metazoa; Chordata; Actinopteri; Characiformes; Acestrorhamphidae
Gene: atp6v1d
Product: ATPase H+ transporting V1 subunit D
Exons: 9
Coding region: 173-919 (248 amino acids)
Cellular component (GO): proton-transporting V-type ATPase complex
Molecular function (GO): proton-transporting ATPase activity, rotational mechanism
Source: RefSeq, a predicted model, not a curated record
UGAGUCACAUGACCCGCUGUGAGCUGUAAUGUGAUUUUCAGUGAAACAGUGAAGCCGAGCGCCGCGUUCCUGCGAAUAAAACCUACAUGCGAACAGAACAGGCCACAGGUCGAGCAGAAAACCCCGCUUUAUAAACACACAGACCCGCCGGGAUCAGGAGGAAAACGACGAGAUGUCGGGCAAAGACCGGAUCGACAUUUUCCCUUCGAGGAUGGCUCAGACCAUUAUGAAGGCUCGACUGAAAGGAGCUCAGACAGGGAGGAACCUGCUGAAGAAAAAAGCUGACGCCCUUUCCAUGCGUUUCCGGCAGAUUCUCAGGAAGAUCAUUGAGACCAAGACGCUGAUGGGAGAAGUGAUGAGAGAAGCUGCUUUUUCUUUAGCUGAAGCCAAAUUUGCUGCUGGUGACUUUAGCACUACGGUUAUCCAGAAUGUGAACAAGGCCCAGGUCAAGGUUCGAGCCAAAAAGGACAAUGUUGCAGGUGUGACUCUGCCUGUGUUUGAGCACUACCAGGAGGGAGGAGACAGUUAUGAACUGACUGGUCUGGCCAGAGGUGGAGAGCAGCUGUCCAGGCUGAAGAGAAACUACGCUAAAGCUGUAGAGCUGCUGGUGGAAUUGGCCUCUCUGCAGACCUCUUUUGUCACCUUGGAUGAGGCCAUCAAGAUCACCAACCGCCGUGUGAAUGCUAUUGAGCAUGUGAUUAUCCCACGUAUCGAGCGCACUCUCACUUAUAUUAUCACUGAGCUGGAUGAGAGAGAAAGAGAAGAGUUUUAUAGGCUGAAGAAGAUCCAGGAGAAGAAGAAGCAGCUUCGUGAGAGGACGGAGAAAGAGAUAGCACAGCGUUUGGCUAAACUGGGUCCAAUGGCCGAGCCGGCCAACAUUCUGACCGAAGAGGCCGACGAAGACCUGCUGUUUGAAUGAUGCUUCCAAUCCAAGGUCCUAUUUAUUCUGUGUGCCUCAGAGGCCAAUAUUCAACAUGGUUUUGUGAAAUGAAAACUAAUUGUCAUUGUUUUGUGUAUACGAUGGUGGUUAUGUUCUGCUUUCUAUUUUGUUUUUGGGAGAAGAGGAAUGUGUGUCACAACAAAUGCAUGUUCAAUAGAACACUCUGUAAAAAAAAAAAUCAUUGAUUUUUCUGUAUUAUAAGUGUUCUGUAUUUGGUCUUGUCUAUGUGAGUCACUUAUUUUUGAUGAUUGAAUAUCAUGCAUAUAGAGUAGUCACAGAGAUUUGUUCCUAAAUGACCUAAAAUAACCAUUCCAGUGCUUAAUCAGACCCCUGAGCUUCCCAGAAUGUUAUUGCUUACUGUUAUCCAUCAAAAUGCAGUGUAGUUCCUCUUACCCCUGUGUGUAGAAAUCUACAGGUCCUUGUUUACACUGAGUGUGGACAGUGGCUGAAUUCUCGGUUAGGAGUAUCAAGCAUUUAUCAGUUCAGCUCCACCCUCAUACUGAUCCACUGUUUGACUGGAGUGAUAAUGUUAAGCCCUUCUCUAUUGACUCUGACUGCUCUUCUAUUUAAUUUCAAUAAAGUGUAUAG